AUGGAAUCAGAACCAGUUUAUUACCUUAGAAGACUAUCACUAACAGUCCAUACGCCGGUAGAGUCUUCUGUUGCGCGGGCUACCCAUGCACGCCCUUCUGUUGUCUGUGCGAGCUCAUCCCAGAUAUCCUGUAGUACGGAGGAGCAAAGGCAUAAGAUGGCAAACAGAGUACUAGUCUCUUUGUCCCACUGUGAGAGGGAACCUGCCACAACAUUAAGCGUCCCCGACUUAUAUUCCUUCCACCUUGAAAUCAAAUCCCAAAAGUUUGCUCAUCCAAUGCUAUUGAGGGGAGGCGAUGAGUCAUUGCAGCAAGUUGCCUUUAGAACCAAGGUCUUUCACUCAAACAUCAACAGCAAUGGAAGUAUCUGCCUUGAUAUUCUUAAAGAGCAGUGGAGUCCGGCAUUGACCAUAUCUAAGGUCCUCUUGUCCAUCUGUUCUCUAUUGACGGAUCCAAACCCGGAUGAUCCACUCGUACCAGAAAUUGCUCACAUGUACAAGACUGACAGGGCCAAAUACGAGGCCACUGCUCGGAGCUGGAUGCAAAAGUACGCAAUGGGAUAA
Ipomoea triloba (trilobed morning glory) is the source of this 561-nucleotide messenger RNA. RefSeq names its product ubiquitin-conjugating enzyme E2 4-like. NCBI's taxonomy places the organism in Eukaryota, Viridiplantae, Streptophyta, Magnoliopsida, Solanales, Convolvulaceae. Gene Ontology annotation, cellular component: nucleus. Gene Ontology annotation, biological process: protein polyubiquitination. The coding region runs from base 1 to 561 and encodes 186 amino acids. The record is from RefSeq and is a predicted model, not a curated record. The transcript has 3 exons. Gene Ontology annotation, molecular function: ubiquitin conjugating enzyme activity.